Aspergillus chevalieri is the source of this 2634-nucleotide messenger RNA. Its product is annotated as putative C6 transcription factor. NCBI's taxonomy places the organism in Eukaryota, Fungi, Ascomycota, Eurotiomycetes, Eurotiales, Aspergillaceae. The record is from RefSeq and is a predicted model, not a curated record. Gene Ontology annotation, molecular function: zinc ion binding; RNA polymerase II cis-regulatory region sequence-specific DNA binding; DNA-binding transcription activator activity, RNA polymerase II-specific. Gene Ontology annotation, biological process: DNA-templated transcription; regulation of transcription by RNA polymerase II. The coding region runs from base 1 to 2634 and encodes 877 amino acids. The transcript is spliced from 5 exons. Gene Ontology annotation, cellular component: nucleus.
AUGAAUGACAGCACCGAAAUCCCCAGCCAUGAUCCCCCCUCCGACCCCCCUCCUCGUGCGAGAAAGAGACGCCGCCGUACGAUGGCCUGCACGCAAUGUCGCAGCCGGAAGCUCCGUUGCGACCGCGAAUAUCCCAUCUGCGGCCGGUGUCAGAAAAGCAAGAACCCUGCGCAGUGUACCUAUGAGGAUGGCUUUCUCUGGCAGCAGCCGAAUACUGUCCCUGCGACUACGGUGUUUUCCGGAGCAGCUGGAGGUGCACCUGGAGGGGUGCCUGGAGGAGUUUCAGGGACCACCGCGACGACGGCUACCAACACCAGCUCUACCAGCAACACCAACACAGCGCAAGAAACGACCGUUAACAAUGGUUGCAAUCAUGCCAAUCACAAUCCAGCAUCGUUGCCCCGACUCGCAGAUCGGACUCCCCUCCACACUCCCCCGGACUCGGCGAUAACAGGCUGGGCCUCUCGGGCUCAAGCGCAGACCUCGGGGACCGAACGACGCACGGAAUGCGAGGGGAAAAAAGAUCGCUUUCUCGAGACGGUGCUGGGUGCGCCCAAGUCCGCAGUAAACCAAGACUCGUAUGUGAAUACUGAGGUGCUGCAGCGCCAUCCUCCGGGCAGUAGUGGGCAUUCGGGGUACUAUCCUGCGUCUUCUCACCACAGUCAUCAUCACUCGGGGCCGACACAUCUGCCGCCGCUGCAUCAUCACCACUAUAGUCACUACGGCUACGGACACUAUAAUCCAGAGCAGGACGAGGAGGAUGAAAUGGGGUUGGCAUCGCCGUCGCAGCAGCUGGAUCUGGCGCCGCGGAUUAUGAUGCGUGGGAAGGAGACGAGGACCCGAUUUAACGGGUCGGGGAUAUUGGCCAACGUGAUGGCUCAGUUCCCUGAUAUCAAAUCCUUCGCAGAAGACAUUCGAGUAUCGAGUCCGCACAUGGCCCAAGUCCGACCGGAUCUGGAGCGCGUAAAACGAGGUCUAUGGAAGAAAUACCCAUUGAACACGCCCUUCCCAGUUCCGGAUACAUUCUCGUUGGUUGCAUCAUUGCCGUCGCGUCGCGUGGUGGACGAUCUCGUCGUCCUCUACUUGACCUACAUCGAGUCCACCCAUCGCAUCCUCCACGUGCCUUCGUUCCUUCGUGAACUCGACCAUUUCUGGGCACAAAAGGACAACCCAACCCUGGUCUCGCCUGCGUUUGUUGUCGAGUUGAUGUUGGUCCUAGCGUGCGCCUGGAACCUGGCGGACCCCGAAGUACUCAAAUCCAAGAGUGAGGACAGGCUGCAAUGUUAUACAGCUAUCGAAUGGGUUUUGCAUGCGGAGAAGUGGUUGGAGAAUGCUAGCAUCAAGCGCCCGGAGAUUACGGCCUUACGGCUGUAUGUGCUCUUGAUUAUUGCCCAGAAUAGUCAUGGCAUGAAACGCAGCAAGGCAUGGCUGUCGACUGGCACAUUGGUCAAGCAGGCUAUGCUGGCUGGCUACCACCGUGAUCCAAGUCGCUACACCAAGAUAUCCGUGUUCAAUAAGGAAAUGCGACGUCGGAUAUGGACUACUAUCGUGGAAUUGGAUCUCCAGGUGUCUAUGGAUCGAGGAAUGUCCCCGACGGCGCAGGUCUCGGACUACGACACGGGACCUGCCUUGAACAUCAAUGACAAUGAGAUCCAGGAGACGACCACGGAGCUUCCCCAAAGCCACCCGAUUGGCGAGUUGACUGACUGCUCGUUCCAGACAGUAAUGACGCAGUCGCUACCGCUACGUCUGAAGAUCUGUCAGCUAAUGCACAUCCCUCGCAUCAGCUGUCAUUACGACGAGAUCCUCCGCAUGGACUGGGAACUUGUCCGAUAUCUAUCGAAGAUCCCCACAUGGGCUACUUCAGACGCAGACGAUUUACAAACCCAACACAAGGUGAUCAUGAUAAGAGCACUACUGGAAACCCGAAUUGGGCAUUGUCUAUUAUCGCUUCACACGCCUUUUGCCAUCGAGGCACCCAAGGAACCGUUGUUCACUCCUUCUGCGCGGGCGCGGUUGGAGGUUGCUACUAUGAUGUUGUCGACGCAGCGACGGUUACACGAAACGGCGCGGUCUCUGUCGCUGUGUAACACGGGUGAUUGGACAAUGCAAGCGUUCUGCUCUAUAUGUCAGGCACUUCAUGCUAGUGUUGGAGAUGGUGGUGGCGGCUCCGUCACAUCUCUAACUCGAACGCUCCUCGGAUUCCCCGAAGCACUAGUCACCCUAGCAGAAGCCAUUUUGAUGUGUCUCGAAGCCCGCUGGCUCCUCGUCGUCAAAGGCGCCAAAGAAUACUUCUUCAUGUCGACAAUCUUGGCAUUAGUCAAGACAAAACUCUGGCCCUCGCAAGGGAACAUGUACAAACAAGAGGUGAUUGACCGGGUCAUCACAUUCGCACAGACGCUUUUCACGCGCCAUGCCAAUUGUGCGCACUUGGGGCCGUUGGGGAUGGGCUGUUUCCAGACAAAUCAGAUUCCGACUUUGACGCCGGGCCCGCCGUUGGCUCCUUCGUUGACGCCUGGGUUUAGUGGGCUCUUGCAGGCGAGUGGCUUGGGAAUUACGCCUCCUGGCGAAUUCGACCCAUUCUUGGAUGUAUAUGAUUUUGAGGAUCUGACGGGGAUCACUUUGGGAGAAUAA